Messenger RNA from Vanderwaltozyma polyspora DSM 70294, 1404 nucleotides. It is a transcript of the gene ADY4, whose product is annotated as Ady4p. The record is from RefSeq and is a predicted model, not a curated record. The transcript has a single exon. Bases 1 to 1404 code for a protein of 467 amino acids. Lineage: Eukaryota; Fungi; Ascomycota; Saccharomycetes; Saccharomycetales; Saccharomycetaceae.
AUGUCUGACGAAUAUGAGGAAGUGCGAGCAGCCUUUAUUAAGGAAAUUGACGACAUUGCCUUGUCGAUACAUGAAAUGCAGAAAUAUGAUCAAGAAGUAUUUUUAAGAACACUUUGCUUAUUAUUCAAUUUUUGCCCUGCGGAUUUGCUAGAAAUACUCUUUAAAAGAGAUUCUAUUAUUAGAGAUAAGAUCGAAGUUAUUAUUGGUAAGGAAUUGUUAAAAAAUUUAUCCUUUGAUUUAAGAAUGGAGGCAAAAUUUAUUGCUUGGUGUUUCCAUAAAAAUGUUUCCUCUCAGAACAAUAAUAGCAGUAACAAUAUUGGGAAUUCAGAUGAUUUAAUUAUGUUUAUUUUACUUUCAAAGGGAUUACAAGCAUACUUUUGCUUUUACGAUGGGAAUUAUAGGAAAGCAAUGUGGUUUUCAAAAUGGUGUGUACAAUUCUUAUACUUUAUCAAAAAGUAUAACGUAAACAUUCAAGAAAAGUAUGAAUUUUUGAGUGAUGCAGAAAGAUUUUUUGCUAUAUUAUGUGCUAAAUGUGUAUCAAUUACAUUUUCAAGGAAAAGCUAUCAUUUACAACUUUACCAAGUAGCAAACCCAAAGAUUGAUGAAAAUUCAACCUUAAAGGCUUUAACAGUUUCAAUUUUAGAAAAUACAGAUCCUGAGAUAAUGACACAUUGUAAUGCCAGAGAUAAAUUAGUUCUCUGUAAUAUUUUUGACUCAUUGGCAUCAAUACAAUCAAAGCUUGCAAUUUUUGAAGGUUCUUUAAUUCAAUAUCAAAGUGAAGAAAACAUGUUUUAUGAGAUCGGUAUUAGAACAAGUAGAGAAUAUACUAAGGAAAUGAUUAGAAAGUAUAUUAUUUCAUCUACACUGAGACCUACAGGUGAUCCUAAUAUUAUUGAUCAAUUGAAUAAUAUUUUAGUUGGAUUGAUUUUGUACGGUGGCAUACAUGUGGAAAUUGUAACGGUAUUUCACAAUAUUCGUAACUAUUAUUGUGAAGUAUUCAAUGAGGAUCUUAAUAUAUUGUAUUCUCAUAGUGAAUAUAAUGAAUGUUUGAAAGGAAUUGAUAAAAUUGUUGAAGAAUGGGAAAAGAUAAAAUCGAUUUGUUUACCAAAGACAAUUCAAUUACCUCAAGUUCUACUACAAAAUCUGCAAAAUUCGAUAAUAAUUGUCGACCAUGUUUUAUCACCUACUUCAAAAGAACGUAAACAUGAGGUCAUCCAGUUUUUUAAAAGCCUCAAAUCAAAACUAAAACAUAAGUUCACUGAUAAAAUAUUCAUAGAAGAUGAAGAUUCAGAUAUUUUAUGGAACAUGGGUGUGGAAAUGAUAAAAUAUUGGGAAGAAUGUUAUUUAGAUAACGUGGGUCCUUUACCUAAUGAGGUGUCAUAUACUCUUCAUAAUUUUGUUUAA